AUGACAUCCGAUAUUUGGAUGCCUGAAGAUCAUAUUCCGGUAGAGGUGAGGGAUAUGCUAUCGGAGCCCUCACCCAACUACGUUAUAAUGUUCUUAAAUAUAGUCGAGUUACUAAAAGUUCAAAGAAGAACAGGCUGGGUUGAUUAUGAUAUUAGUCCCUGUGAAUCUAUCAGUGAUCACAUGUAUCGUAUGAGUGUAACUUGUAUGCUCCUUAAAGAUACUUCCAUAAACAAAGAGAAAUGUGUUCGUAUUGCCUUGGUUCACGAUUUGGCCGAGGCGCUUGUUGGUGAUAUAACACCUUUUGAUGCCGUUACAAAGGAAGAGAAGCACAGAAGAGAGUGGGAAACUAUUAAGUAUUUAUGUGGUAACUUCAUUUCAAAAUAUAAUGAAGAAGCUGCUACUGAAAUCAAGCGCGACUGGUUAUCAUACGAGAAUUUAGACUGCCCCGAAGCUCGCUAUGUUAAAGACAUCGAUAAGUUCGAGAUGCUAAUGCAAUGUUUUGAAUAUGAACGUAGACACAAGGGAGAAAAGAAAUUGGACCAAUUUUGGAGCAUAGUAGAUGCGAUUCAAACAACAGAGGUCGGUGCAUGGGUUAAAGAUUUGUACGCAAGGCGCAACAGUUUUUUUGAAUCUCUGGAAUAG
Messenger RNA from Eremothecium sinecaudum, 642 nucleotides. Its product is annotated as HD domain-containing protein. Gene Ontology annotation, cellular component: cytoplasm. The coding region runs from base 1 to 642 and encodes 213 amino acids. NCBI's taxonomy places the organism in Eukaryota, Fungi, Ascomycota, Saccharomycetes, Saccharomycetales, Saccharomycetaceae. Gene Ontology annotation, molecular function: 5'-deoxynucleotidase activity. The transcript has a single exon. The record is from RefSeq and is a predicted model, not a curated record.